Trichogramma pretiosum is the source of this 873-nucleotide messenger RNA. RefSeq lists its product as uncharacterized. The record is from RefSeq and is a predicted model, not a curated record. The coding region runs from base 274 to 873 and encodes 199 amino acids. The transcript has 5 exons. Gene Ontology annotation, molecular function: protein binding. Lineage: Eukaryota; Metazoa; Arthropoda; Insecta; Hymenoptera; Trichogrammatidae.
GAAUUGAAAAAAAUUGAUAGUCAAGAUGGUAAAUUUGGCGAUUAUUCCAAUGAAAGCAAAUUUGUUCAAGAUUCAUUGAUAAAAGUAUUCAGUUUAACUUAUAAAAUACCAGAUAAUAUAAAUGAAACUUUGAUUAGAUGUGCUGGUCAAACUUUACUUGCUAUUGCUAAAUUUACUGAUCUAUUUAAAAAGAAAUUAAUAAAUGAUGAUUCUUUUAAUCAUUUGUUGAAUAAUGAUGAUUUUAUUUUUAUCGGGUGCAUAAUAUUAAGAUUAAUGAAGAUUGAAAUAACAAAUUCAUUUGAAAUGGAUCAUCCAACAUCCUUGCCACUUAGUAUUUCGAAUAAGAGAAGAGGGAUUUUUGUGGGAUUAAUCAGUUCUCUUGCUAAUCAUAGCUGUGUAGCAAAUAUUGGUAAAUGCCAUACAGAUGAUAUGAAAAUCAUAUAUUAUACUUUGGAACCAAUACCUAAAGGAAUGCAGAUAUUUAUAUCAUACAAGCCUCUUUUUUAUUACGUUUCAACUGUGGAUAGGAUAAAAAGCCAAACUUUUUUCCAUUGCGAAUGUCCAGCCUGUAAAAAUAACUGGCCUCCUCUUCUAAAUUUACCAUUUUCAGAAAGUAUGAACUAUGUUUACAGAAAAUCAAUUCACUCAUCUGCAAAAUUGUUGGAUGAAACAAAGAUGACAUUAGAAAUGAUCUCAUGCGUACAAAAAUGGAUGAGUGAUGAGAAAUGCGAUAGGGACACUCUAUCAUCAUUAAAAAAAUUAAUUCAUAAAGCUGUUGAAAAAUUACCACAACCUAAUUAUGCCAGGUGCACCUUAACUGAUUAUUUUUCAAAAAUGAUAUUAAGGUCCAAUAAGGUUUUGUCAGAAGUAUAA